Molecule: messenger RNA, 644 nt
Organism: Caenorhabditis sp. 36 PRJEB53466
Lineage: Eukaryota; Metazoa; Nematoda; Chromadorea; Rhabditida; Rhabditidae
Source: the annotation of a GenBank genome assembly
AUGGACACCGUGUUCCUCAAUGCAAUGCAACCCGGCGAUCGAUUCAUUGUCGACGGAACCGUUUCUACGAGCCCGGAACGUAAGGCAGUUUAUUCGAAAGAUUCAGUGAGUCCGAGUUCAGAGUUCGCUUCAACUUGGCUAUUAUCAACGUCACCAACGACAUUGCAAUCCAUUUCCGAAAUGAUAUCAACACGAGGCCCACCACCAUUUACGACGCGUUCAUCAACGGAAGAUGGACGGGUCAGGAGUUCGCUCCGCAGCCGUUCCGGGCUGGACAGCCCUAUAACCUCGCUUUCGUGUAAGUGUGCUCAUCGAUUUUACUCUCCCCAAUAUUCGUGACUUCCAGAUACACUGGCCUCACGUUCGAUCUGUUCUUCAACCAGAGUCCCAUCUACUCGUUCCGUCUCAGAACUCCCAGUUGGUACCCGAUCGGCGUGGCCCACGUGUCCGGCAGCCACACGACCAAUUAUAUCGAGCUGCAGUGCAAGAACCCGCCGACGACCACAACACUGCCACCGAAGGGAGAUCAUGGACAUGGACAUGGACAUGGACAUGGACAUGGACAUGGGCAUGGAAAUGGACAUGGACACGGACACUCUUCCUCUACCUCUUCAAGCAGCAACAGUGAGGAAUGUAAAGAUUGA